AUGGGGUGUGCUGGUCCUGUCCUGUGUGUAGUAGCGGAGGCGGCGGGGGAGGGGGCGGAUGGGGAUGGAUGGAUGCCUUUUAAUAUCAGACCGGCCGUGAAGGUUGUGUUGUUUGUCCUUUUGCAGACUCCAUCCACUCUCUCUCUCUAUAAUGAACAGUCCGACCGUUUCGACAAUUCCGCCUCCCUUUGUGUCCUGGCUGGGCAGAUGGCAGAUGGCAGAUGGCUACUGGCUAAUGAGAGAGCGAGCAGAAAGCAGAUGGCGGACUGCGGCGAAGGCACUGGCACCAACCACCACGUACUGCGACUUGCUUCCCGUCUCAGGUGUAUCCUCUACGACGUCGUUGUCGCUGUCGUUUUCGUGGUUCUCGUCCUCUCCUCAAUCGAUAUUAGAUCGUACGCCGACAGUCUGCAUCAAAUGAAAGCGUGCCCCGAAAACAAAGGUCAGGACAACAGAAUAAGCAAUGGACAGGCCAACACAGGUAGCAAGACUGAAGAAGCGCAAUUGGUUGAGACAUACGACGCCUCCCCAGUACAAAACGAGGUGGUGGAAUGCAAAUUUUCACUCGACUCGACGACUACCACUGCCGCUACGACGACCACGACCACGACCAUGGCCACUACUACUACAUACACACCACUAAUUACUGAGGGAACGACAGGCUCCUUUGGUGUGAAUCGACGGCUCUGGCUGGGCAGAAUGCGCGGUUUCACCUCCCGCGACAGGUUACAUUUUCUAGGCCUGCCCCGCCUCCUUCACGUCCUCUUCAUGCAAGCGAGACGCAACAGCAUGCCAUUUUGUGGCGCCUUUUGCCAAGGGUGCCGGAAAGAAUGGCUGUAA
This is a messenger RNA of Pseudovirgaria hyperparasitica, 840 nucleotides long. RefSeq lists its product as uncharacterized. The record is from RefSeq and is a predicted model, not a curated record. The coding region runs from base 1 to 840 and encodes 279 amino acids. The transcript has a single exon. NCBI's taxonomy places the organism in Eukaryota, Fungi, Ascomycota, Dothideomycetes, Acrospermales, Acrospermaceae.